Benincasa hispida (wax gourd) is the source of this 1682-nucleotide messenger RNA. RefSeq names its product CBL-interacting protein kinase 7 (gene CIPK7). Gene Ontology annotation, molecular function: protein serine/threonine kinase activity; ATP binding. Lineage: Eukaryota; Viridiplantae; Streptophyta; Magnoliopsida; Cucurbitales; Cucurbitaceae. Gene Ontology annotation, biological process: signal transduction; protein phosphorylation. The record is from RefSeq and is a predicted model, not a curated record.
AAUUGGCCAGUGAGUGACAGCUAAUCCCAUGCAUCCAUUGGUGAAUACAUUAUAAAAUCCUAAUUUUCCAUUGCCUUCAUUGCAACUAUACUACGCUUCAUUUCCAAGGCACUCUCAGCGCCGCCGCCGCUAUGGAGACGGGGCUCCGGCCCACGCCCACCGCAGCUCCACCUUCUACCGGCGCAACCCUUCUCGGAAAGUACCACUUAGGCCGCCUUCUCGGUCGCGGAAGCUUCGCCAAAGUCUACCAAGUAGUUUCCUUAGUCGAUAACUCCACCGUUGCUGUCAAAAUCAUCGACAAAUCCAAAACCGUCGGCGCCGCCCUGGAACGUUGCAUAGUCCGGGAGGUUGCCGCCAUGCGCCGCCUCAAUCACCACCCAAACAUCCUCAAAAUCCACGAAGUAAUGGCGACCAAGUCCAAAAUCUACCUGGUGGUCGAAUUCGCCGCCGGCGGCGAACUCUUCGCCAAAAUCUCCCGCCGUGGGCGUUUCACUGAACCCGUCGCCCGCCGGUAUUUCCAACAACUCGUCUCAGCCCUCAAGUUCUGCCACGAAAACGGCGUCGUUCACCGCGAUGUGAAGCCGCAGAAUCUUUUGCUGGACGAACAGGGCAAUCUAAAAAUCUCCGAUUUCGGUCUCUCUGCUUUACCCGAACAGCUCAGAGACGGGUUACUCCACACGGCUUGUGGAACUCCGGCGUACUCAGCGCCGGAGGUCAUGAUCCGGCGCGGUGGCGGUGGAUACGACGGUGGAAAGGCCGACGCCUGGUCCUGUGGAGUGAUUUUAUUCGUAAUGCUCUGUGGGUUUCUCCCUUUCGACGACAGUAACCUAGCGGCGAUGUACAAGAAAAUCCACCGGCGAGAAUUUCAAAUCCCUAUUUGGAUAUCGAAACCGGUCCGUUUUCUAAUAUAUCACCUCCUCGAUCCGAAUCCCAAAACGAGGAUGAGCAUUGAGGCGUUAAUGCAAAGCCCUUGGUUCAAGAAAUCGCUGCAAUUGAAACAGAGUAAUGAGAGUCUAUUGCAAUCGAUGAGGGAUUAUCGAUUGGGGAAAGAGAGGGGAAUCGGGGAAAUGAAUGCGUUCGAUAUAAUUUCGAUGUCGUCGGGGUUGGAUUUAUCGGGGCUGUUUGAAACGGCGGAGAAGAGGGCGGAGAGGAGGUUUACGUCGAGGGAGACGGUGAUGGAGGUGGAGGAGAGGAUGAAGGAGAUCGGCGGAGAGUUGGGGUAUGAGGUAGAGGCGGGGGCGAAAGGAGGGGCGAUCGGAAUGGGGAAGGGGAGGGUGGUGGUGGUGGUGGAAGUGGUGGAGGUGGCAGUAGCGCCGGCGACAUUGACGAUGGUGGAAGUGAGAGUGGUGAGAGGAGGAGAGGAGUUUGAAGAGCACCAUUGGAGAUGUUUUGAAGGUAAACUUGAAGGAUUUGCAGUUCCAUGGCAGAGGAAAUGUAAUCUAUGAAAAUAAAAUUUGUAAAGCUUUGUGUUUUUGUUGAGGAAGGAAUAGGGAUUUGAAACCGAGAUUACGGCAUGUUUGAUGGGUGUGUUGUGUUAGGUGGGGUGGGCUUUAUGUUUGAUAGACGCUUAACAAAAUAACCAGUGGGUUUUAAACCCAUUGUUUUACCUCAUUUUUCACGCCCCAUUUGCAGGUUCAUUAUUCUGCCCCUUCUUUCUCUUCUUGUCAUGCGUAAUUAAUCAC